CUUCCCUCAACGCCUCCCUCCCGCAACUCGGUCCCACCACCAGUUUGCCCUCGCGUCUGACCCCGCAUGGCGUCCAGUCUGACGUGCGCCGGCGCGGUGUGGGCGCUGCUGUCCCUGAUGUGCGCCGCCGCGUCCUGCGUGGGCUUCUUCAUGCCCUACUGGCUCCUGGGCAUGCAGAUGGACAAGCCGGUGUCUUUCGGGACCUUCCGUCGCUGUUCGUACCCCGUGCGCGAUGAGGAGCGCCAGGCCACCGUCAUGCUGGAGCAGUGCGGCCGUUACGCCUCCUUCCACGGCAUCCCCAGCCUGGAGUGGCGCAUCUGCACGCUGGUGACGGGCGUGGGCUGCGGCCUCCUCCUCUUGGUGGCGCUGACCGCUCUAAUGGGCUGCUGCAUCUCCGAGCUCAUCUCGCGUACGAUUGGUCGCGUGGCCGGGGGCAUUCAGUUUGUCGGAGGUAAGUGUGUUGGGAUCGGGACACUUUGAGUUGCUUUUCCCACUGCUGGCGGAAAAAACGGAAAGGAAAUUCUAUUCGGAAGUUUUUGGACAAAAACAUUGGGACUCAGUCAUUGAUGACUGGCAUGAAAAGUGGACUGACCAAUGACAAGUGACAUGUCCAACCAAUCAAAGGUACGCCUUGGUCAGUCAACCUUUCAGUCAUUCCUUGAAGCCCCGGUGAUUGGUCUAUUGGUCUGCGUAAAAUGUCUUUCAUUUCACAUACCACCAGUGAUUGGUUGUUUUUUUCACCUUUCAUUGGUCAGUCUACACAUCAGUCA
Molecule: messenger RNA, 770 nt
Organism: Hippocampus comes (tiger tail seahorse)
Lineage: Eukaryota; Metazoa; Chordata; Actinopteri; Syngnathiformes; Syngnathidae
Product: lipoma HMGIC fusion partner homolog
Exons: 1
Coding region: 67-480 (137 amino acids)
Cellular component (GO): membrane
Source: RefSeq, a predicted model, not a curated record